This is a messenger RNA of Nycticebus coucang (slow loris), 1952 nucleotides long. RefSeq names its product cAMP responsive element binding protein 3 like 3 (gene CREB3L3). The coding region runs from base 107 to 1495 and encodes 462 amino acids. Gene Ontology annotation, cellular component: nucleus. Gene Ontology annotation, biological process: regulation of transcription by RNA polymerase II. Lineage: Eukaryota; Metazoa; Chordata; Mammalia; Primates; Lorisidae. The transcript is spliced from 10 exons. The record is from RefSeq and is a predicted model, not a curated record. Gene Ontology annotation, molecular function: RNA polymerase II cis-regulatory region sequence-specific DNA binding; DNA-binding transcription factor activity, RNA polymerase II-specific.
GCAUCCUUCAAGGGGUGGUGACAGAGCCACAGAGAGGAGUGAGCAGGGCCAGGAGCAUUGGUCGUGGGGUCCCUGAAAGCGUCUGGAGGCAGAACUGGCCAGACCCAUGAAUGGGGAUUUAGCAGCUGGAAAGAUGACGUCUUCCACCUGUCCCGUGGGACCCAUCGAUAGCUUUGAGCUUCUAGAUCUCCUGUUUGACCGGCAGGACGGCAUCCUGAGACACAUUGAGCUGGGUGAGGACUGGAGCCGUGUUGAGGACCAGCAGAUGCUUCCAGGCCCUGACUCUGAUGACUUCCUCAGCUCCAUCUUGGGCUCUGGAGAUUCGAUGCCCAGCUCCCCACUCUGGUCUCCAGCAGCCAGUGACAGUGGUAUCUCUGAAGAUCUGUCCUCUGACCCUCAGGACACCCCUCCACGCUGCGGACCAACCACCACCCCAGCUGGCUGUCAUCCCACAGAGCCUGGCAAGGGGCCCUGCUCCAACUUUUGUCCUGGCCCUUUUUGCCCCACCAGGCCCCCAGAGCCUGUUGUCCCAGUGCUUGAGGCCUCUGUGGCCAUAGACUUGGGAACGUGGAGCCCAGGGGGAAACCAGUAUGCAGAGGAGCCGGCAGAGAGAGCAGACUCGCCUCCAUGCUACAAUCUUACGGUGAAAGAUCUUCUUCUUUCCAGCAGCAGCAGCGUGGACCUACAACAGCAUCACCUGACAGCCCCCCACCUGCUGCGACCUGGGACUGGGCACUGUCAGGAGCUGGUGUUGACAGAGGAUGAAAAGAAGCUUCUGGCCAAAGAAGGCAUCACCCUGCCCACUCAACUGCCCCUCACCAAGUAUGAGGAGCGAAUGCUGAAAAAAAUCCGCCGGAAAAUCCGGAAUAAACAGUCAGCUCAAGAAAGCCGAAAAAAGAAGAAAGAAUAUAUUGAUGGUCUGGAAACUCGGAUGUCAGCCUGCACUGCCCAGAAUCAAGAGUUGCAGAGGAAAGUCUUGCACCUUGAGAAGCAAAAUCUGUCCCUCUUGGAGCAGCUGAAGAAACUCCAGGCCAUUGUGGUCCAGUCCACUAGCAAGUCCGCCCAGACAGGCACUUGCAUAGCGGUCCUGCUGCUCUCUUUCGUCCUCAUCAUCCUCCCCUCCAUCAGCCCUUUCACCUCCAACAAAGCCGAGAGCCCUGGGGACUUCGCACCCGUCAGAGUCUUCUCCAGAACUUUGCACAACAACGCUGCCUCCCGCGUGGCCCCCGAUGUCGUGCCAGGCUCCGAGGCCUCAGGACCCCAGCCCGAGUCGGGCCUGCUCCACAAAGGUUCUCCAGAUAGCCCCAGGGUGGAUUGGGGCUUCCGGGACACUCUGGUCCUAGGUAAUUCGACAGAGGAGCUGGACAAUUCAACCUUGGUCUUGGGCAACUCCACGGAGCAGCUAGGCCGGCCCACCCUGCUGGACUGGGUGGCACCUGAGUCAGUGCUGAGCCCGGGACUCACAGGGCUUGAGGCGGUGGGGGAUGAGCUUUGAGCCUUGCUGGAACCUUACUCCAUGGCCCCCUGCCCAGGGCAGCUUUGGGGGUGCUGUAGUGGACAGUGACAGGCCCAAAGAUAAGGAAGCGAGGCAGAGACCCUGGCACAGAUGCCAGGAUGAGAAGGCACAAACUCACAGCAACACACCCAGGGACUCACAGAGGCCACUGCAGACACAAGGCAAAGGUUGAGCUUUUCACAGAGCAAGUGCACAAGGAAACGGGCAUUGUACACAGCCUGAAACAGAUCCAGACAGAUACAGAGAUAGACACGCACAGACACAACAGGUGCCUCAGCGAUCCCUUCCCCAUGUCUCCUCCCUCCUUCCCUCACACAUGGGGAGGAAGAAGCUGCCAAGACUUCAGAGACCCUGGCCCCAGGGUCAUGUUGAGGGCCAUGGCCAACAACUCUCCCCCUUUUCUAAGACUGCCUGAUCCUUAAUAAAGUAUUUUGAC